Molecule: messenger RNA, 2343 nt
Organism: Leucoraja erinaceus (little skate)
Lineage: Eukaryota; Metazoa; Chordata; Chondrichthyes; Rajiformes; Rajidae
Gene: ilk
Product: integrin-linked kinase
Biological process (GO): cell-matrix adhesion; integrin-mediated signaling pathway; substrate adhesion-dependent cell spreading
Cellular component (GO): stress fiber; focal adhesion
Molecular function (GO): protein kinase activity; protein binding; ATP binding
Source: RefSeq, a predicted model, not a curated record
ACAGCGCCCCCCGCAGCACCGGAGGCCCGACUGCACGGGAGAGUCGGUGUCGGUCGGAGGGUGUGGACACGGAGGCCGGAGUCGGCGCCGAGCGGUUGAGCAGCCACUGAUCACGGGGCGUGGACCAAGUGACCACCGUUGAGCUAAGCUGCAGUAACGGGCCGCAUUGUAACCCUCCCCCCCCUCGCCAUCCGGUAACAAGAGUAGCGGUCAGUGGUCAGCCGGGAUGGACGACAUCUUCACCCAGUGCCGGGAGGGCAAUGCUGUGGCCGUACGCCUCUGGCUGGACAACACUGAGAACGACCUGAACCAGGGCGACGACCACGGGUUCAGCCCCCUGCACUGGGCGUGUCGCGAGGGCCGCUCCAACGUGGUGGACAUGCUGAUCAUGCGUGGGGCACGCAUCAACGUGAUGAACCGCGGCGACGACACGCCCCUGCACCUGGCCGCCAGCCACGGGCACCGUGACAUCGUGCAGAAGCUGAUCCAGUGCAAGGCAGACGUGUGCGCGGUGAAUGAACACGGCAACACGCCGCUACACUACGCCUGUUUCUGGGGCCACGACGAGGUGGCGGAGGACCUGGUGAUCAGCGGGGCCCUGGUCAGCAUCUGCACCAAGUACGGGGAGACUCCACUGGACAAGGGCAAAGUUCACCUGCGGGAACUGCUGAAGGAGCGCGCAGAGAAGCUGGGUCAGAGUCUGACCAAAGUUCCCUACAAGGACACGUUCUGGAAAGGAACCACCCGCACACGACCAAGGAACGGGACCCUGAACAAACAUGCCGGCAUCGACUUCAAACAACUCACCCUCACUCACAAGAUCAACGAGAACCACUCUGGAGAGCUGUGGAAGGGUCGGUGGCAGGGGAAUGACGUGGUGGUGAAAAUGCUGAAGGUACGAGACUGGAGCACCCGGAAAAGCCGCGACUUCAACGAGGAGAGCCCCAAACUCAGGAUCUUCUCACACCCGAACGUGCUGCCGGUUCUAGGGGGAUGCCAGUCCCCGCCCGCCCCCCACCCCAUCAUCAUCACCCAUUGGAUGCCGUACGGAUCCCUCUACAACGUGCUGCACGAGGGCACCAACUUCGUGGUGGACCAGAGCCAGGCGGUGAAGUUUGCGUUGAACAUUGCGCGAGGCCUGGCGUUCCUGCACACACUGGAGCCGCUCAUCGCCCGGCAUUACCUCAACAGCCGCAGCAUCAUGAUCGACGAGGACAUGACAGCCCGCAUCAGCAUGGCCGAUGUCAAGUUCUCCUUCCAGUGUCCUGGACGCAUGUACGCCCCCGCCUGGGUUGCACCUGAGGCUCUACAGAAGAAGGCGGAGGAGAUUAAUCGUCGGUCAGCGGAUAUGUGGAGUUUCGCCAUCUUGCUGUGGGAGCUGGUGACCCGCGAGGUUCCCUUCGCCGACCUCUCCAACAUGGAGAUCGGCAUGAAGGUGUCUCUGGAGGGUCUGCGGCCCACCAUCCCACCGGGCAUCUCCCCGCACGUGUGCAAGCUGAUGAAGAUCUGCAUGAACGAAGACCCCGCCAAGAGACCAAAGUUUGACAUGAUCGUGCCCAUCAUGGAGAAGAUGCAGGACAAGUAGCGGCCGCGGGCACCGGCCCACCCACCCACCCUCGACCGCCCCACCAGCCUUACAGCACCAGAACCUCACACAGCCGGGGAGCCUCACCCAGCCAGGCCCACCGACCCCUUCCCACCCACUCGCCACUGUGACCUGUACCGACCCCCCUCCCUCAGUGACCAGUGUCACAGUGUCCCCCCCCCCCCCCCCCCCCACGGUGAGAAAUUUCCGGGGGGCUAUCCCCCCCCCCCCCCCCCCCUCACUGUGACCAGUUUUGGGUUGCAAUCCCCCCCCUUACCCCACAGUGAUCAAUAUCGGGGUGCUAUCCUGCCCCCCCCCUGCUCUGUGACCAGUUUUGGGGUGCUAUCCUCUCCCCCCACAGUGACCAGUUUCGGGGUGCUACCCUCACUUAUUCCACUGUGACCAGUUUCGCGGUGCUAUCCCCUCCUCCCACUGUGAACAGUUUCGGGGUGCUAUCCCUCCCCACUGUGACCAGUUUCGGGGUGCUAUCCCCCAACCUGUGCCUUGCUCCUGGCCUCUCAUGGGCGGUGUGCGUGUGUGCUGGAGACCUUGUGCCUGUGUCCCUGAGCUGUGGCCUAACCUCACUAACCCUCAGUCUGACCACACACUGUCCACCCCUGCACGCUCCCCUCCCCCAACACCUGCCCAUCAUGUAUCUAAUUUAUACACCACUUGUAUUUCAACUUAUUGUAUCACUGCUGUUUUAUUGAAUAUAUAACUUUAUGGAUUUUGCAUUAAAAACAGAAAGAUUUCCAAUC